UGAGUUAGCAGUAUUGCACCUCAUCCACCGGGCAUGCAUGCAAAAAAAAGUAGCAACAGAGAGAGCUGCGCUACCCACUCCUCCUCCUCCUCCUGCUGGGAGCCUGUCUGAGAUCACUGAAGGACACCCUCAUUGACUUGCUUUGUGUGGACGCCUUAAUGAAGCGAGACCGCCGCCUGCUGUAGUGCGACCAAGGAGAGGGAUUGACGCACUGAUCAGAGGGAGAGGAUGUGCGACUGAGACCGGUGCUGCUGCUUGCAGGGGGGCUGUCAUUUUUGGAUCUUUAAAACCCACGGAGAAUUUGUUACUGUGUUUCCUCAGAGGCUGAAGCACCUCUCGGAUGGAGGACUGAUCAGCUGGAUGUCAGCUGCUUGUGGAGCAUGGGUACAACUGCCAGUGCCGCACCACAACCUGUUUCCGUAGCGUCGCCGCUUGAGAGUGUCCAUGGUAACGGGAUGGCCGACAGCAGGCAGUCUCUGAGCAUGAGCCCCUUCCAGACUGUCAGCAUCCACAACAACAAGGCCAAGUCCAUUAUCACCAACAAAGUGGCACCUGUCGUCAUCACGUACAACUGCAGACAAGAGUUCCAGAUUCACGAUGAAAUCCUCAAGACCAACUACAAAGUGGGUCGGAUAUCGGACAACAUGCCCGAGCACUACCUGGUGCAGGGGGAAUACUUCAUGGUCCAGGACGUGUACAGCAAAGCAGAUGUCCUAAACACCACAGGGAGCUAUGGAGCGCCCAACUUCCGUCAAGUCAAGGGAUCGUACCCGCUGUAUGGGAUGGGUCAGCCGAGCCUGAACGGCUUCAAACAAGUCCUUCAGAGGCUCCAAGCGCAGGGACACAAGGAGGUCAUAUUUCUCUGUGUGAGAGAGGAGCCAGUGGUUUUCCUGCACAAGGAUGACGACUUUGUGCCAUACACCCCAAGGAGGAAGGAAAACCUGCAUGAAAACCUUCAUGACCUGGAGAAGGAAGAGCUGGUGGAGAACCUGGAGCUCACUGUCAGGAAGGAGCUCCAUGACUUUGCAAAGCUCAACGAAAAUGUCUUCUACGUCUACAACGACAUCGAGUUCUUCAAAGACGAGCCGCAGAAGAUUGCCAUAACAUGCGAGGAGGACAUCCACGUGACGGAGGAGGUCUACAAGAGGCCCAUGUUCACCAUGCCGGCCUACAGGUACUACAGAUUACCACUGCCAACAGAGGGAGCACCGCUGGAAGAAGAUUUUGACGCAUUUGUUAGCAUACUCAGGGAGAGCACCAGCUUGUCUCGAACCCACGAUGCAUCCCAGCCGCUUCCUGCUCUGCUGUUUAGCUGCCAGGUGGGAGUGGGCCGCACAAACCUCGCCAUGAUCCUCGGCACACUGGUCAUGAAUCGCCUAAGGGGGGAUUCACAACCAGAGCAGCAAGCUGAGGAGGCAGCAGCUUCAGAGCCUAAACCACUGUUCCAGGUCAUCCAGACUCUGAUCAACAAGCUGCCUAAUGGGCAGCAGGUCAUGGCAGAGGUUGAUCAAGCUAUCACCCUGUGUUCCGAGAUGCACAACAUAAAAGAAGCUAUAUAUGAGAACAAGAGUAAACUUGAGGGGAUUGGAGAAGAUUACAAAAUUCAGGGAAGCAGUACCAAAGACUACUUUCUCAACAGAACCAUGCAGAGCUUGGAGCGCUACUUCUACUUGAUUGUAUUUAACGCAUACCUACAUGAACAGUAUCCUCUUGCCUUUGUGUCCAACUUCAGCCAGUGGAUGUGCUGCCAUGCGUGGCUGUACAGGUUACUGGCCUGCAUGGACGUAUCAGAGCUGUCCGCCCCCGCUGGGCUGGUCACCAGAGGAGCUCGAAUCCUGGUUGCUGAUGAGGUUUUGGCUCCAGAUCUGCUCAGCACAGUGAAGGAGAUGAAGGCAGUUAACUUCAGACGAGUGCCCAAGAUGCCUGUUUACGGAGUGUCUCAGCCAACAUCAGAGGCUACCGGAGCAGUUUUAGCCCAUCUGACAGAUGAGAAGAGGAAGCACAGCCACGUGUUGUGGGUCAACCUGCAGGAGGAGCUGGUGCUGGAAGGAAACGGGCAGAUUUUCACUCCACGGGAGCCGUCCUGUCAGGACCAGCCAAUUUCUAUCCCCUCAUCUGACCCACAGAUAAUAGAGAAACUGGAGACGUCGUUGAAGGAGGAGGUCCUGCGGGCUCAGAAGUGGCUGGAGGUGACGCUGGAGCAGGAGAAGCAGAUGAAGAUGUUCAAAAGCUGCCUGACGGUGCAGGAGAUCUUCAACCAGCACAAAAAAUCACAUCAGGGCCUCAUCUACAAACGGAUUCCUUUGCUGGACUGCAGUGCGCCCAGAGAGGAGGAUUUUGAUAAGAUGUUGGAGGCCAUGAAGAGCUCUCUGGCUGAAGACUCUCACUCAGCCUUCGUUUUUAACUGCUCUAACGGUAAAGGCAGGACCACCACUGGCAUGGUUGUUGCUGUUCUCACUCUCUGGCAUUUUAAUGGAUUUCCAGAGUUUGCUGAUGAUGAGAUUGUGAGUGUUCCUGAUGCGAAGUACACAAAAGGAGAAUUUGAGGUCGUGAUGCAGCUGGUGCGCCUGCUCCCUGAUGGCCACAGAAUGAAGAGGGAGGUGGACAUGGCCCUGGACUCUGUCAGUGAGACCAUGACCCCCAUGCACUACCAUCUGAGGGAGAUGAUCAUCUGCACGUACAGACAGAUCAAAAGUGGCAAGACGGAGAAGGAGUGCCAGCAGCUGCUGUUGAGGAGCCUGCAGUACCUGGAGCGCUACAUUUACCUCAUCCUCUUUAACACAUACCUGCAUCUAGAGAAGAAAGACUCAUGGCAGCGCUCCUUCACUCUAUGGAUGGAACAGGUGGCUGCCAGGGCUGGAGUUUAUGACAUCCUCAACCAGCUGGGCUUCUCCGAGUUUGAAAACCCACGGGACACGCCACUGGCUCGACUACGCUACCGCUGGCAGCAGAGGAACAUUCAGUCUCUUCCUUUCCGCGGGGAGUUCAUUUGAGAGAGGAUCACUGUGAACACACCGAGACAGUACUGUGCUCUACAGAGUUAGAGAGAUUAACUUUGUUAUGCCUUCUAUAUUAACCCUGUAUAAAUAUCUUCUUUUUAAACUUGGUUUUCUGCUUUUUUUCAAACCUUAUUUGCAAUUAUGACAUUCACCCUUUGUUUUUAGCUGAAAAUUAGCAGAUUGUGCUUGUAUAUUUAGAGGUUAUUUGUGCCUUUGCUUUUUUAUCCAGUAAAGCGUAGUAUUUCAACGUACUAAUAUUUAUGUAAAUCCUUUUUAAAUCAAGCCCCUCUCUUUCAAAAACGAGACAGUUUGACAGCCUCUCCUGGAACAAGACGAGAGUUAAAUAUUGUUAUGGAGAGAAAUUCCACUGUGUUGUCAGCCAACAAUUUUGGCUGUGUGUCACAACUGUUUGCUGUUGUGUGACCUGAUAUUUUUCCCGAGCCCUGUCCUUUUCUUAGCAGCACAGCUGUCAUCAGUGGCUGUGCGUUUGUUUGACUUGAGGUUUUCGGUUUUUAAGAGGGUUCUCUGUGUACAUAUGGAGGCUGUUGUUAUUUAAAUGUAAAUGUAGCCUUUGGUUUUUAAAGCUGGGCAGCCGGGAUGUUUUCGAGGAAUGUGGAGCAAGAUGUUGUUUCCUAGAUUUUUUUUUUCCUACACUAUUACUCAUGAGGUGUCUUUUAUCUGUUUACUUUUAUUUUUGUUCUUCAUUAUACAGGUACUAACAGGAAGCAUGUUCAUUUUUUUUAAUCUUUUUUACUUUUACGUUGAACAUGAGUUAGGCCUAAUCCAGCAAAAUAGCAGGUUAGGGUUAGGUUACAUUUUCUGUCAUUCCUUAAAACCUCUUAAAAUAGUGCCAUCCUUUAACUGAUGUGAUGUGAAGGACCAGAUAUAUCAUUUUAAGGCAUUUUCCUUUCGGGACAAAACCUGAGGCCUACAUUACCCACAAUGCAACCUUGCAAAGCUAUUUUCAAAUUUGGGGGACCACAGACAUGAGCAAAUUCAGCCAGAACAUGAGACCACACACCUGUUGUUAUUUGUAACAGCUUCACAAAGGUGAUCCAGAGACAAAAGGUCUCACAGAAACCCGCAUGAUUAAACGUGACUUAAGAAGAAGACCAAAUAUGGAGGAUGAUGUACAUCCUAAGCUAGCUGUCAUAUAUGUUCUGUUUUGCAGGAAAAAAUCCCCAAACCAUGAGAAUAAUUUCAGAAGAUAGUAUAGAUCUGCCCACUUACAGGGGCUAUCCUAUCUCAGACAGCUGGGCCUGAAAUCAUAAAUAUCAAACAUGUUUGUAACAGAUCAGAGAGGCUUUGGCUUGAUUAGCAUCAGUAAAGUCAUCCUAUUGACUCUUUACACUUGAGGGUUAGUUGACAAAUAAUCAGUUUCGACAAGCCUCAAGUCAGUUGUUCCCCUCUGUUCACUGUAAGGAUCAAAUUGCUCCUAAAAUCAGGUAUAAAGUUGUCUUGUGCGUAGCCAGCCUUUGUUGGAGCCAAGCAGCAACUUCCAUAAAUACAGUCAGUGCCACUUGAGCGUUGGGAGUGUCCUGCCAACGAAAAGUUCAUUUACCCAGUCUGCACUGCUGUAAACGUGCAGAUUUGAUGCUAUAAUGCUAACAAGCAGUAAAGUCCUUCAUUGAGCUAUUGCUGCCAGUUGACAAAAGACAAUACAUUUAUAAACUAAGAGAAUAGGAUCGGAUUGUUGUCUGGACAUUAUAAAAGACUGAAGGAAUGAUCCACUAGAUGGCCCAACAUAUAUUCCCUCAUAAGUGGUUCCUACCCUUUUUGCCUUAGGGCCCCGCCUACUUGUAUCUAAGAAAAGUUAAGCUACGAGGGCCACCCUAGGGGAAAAAAAAAGUAUGUGAAUUCUUCAUGAAAUAAAGGACUUUUUAAACUUUUUGUCAGGUUAAAGAAUUUGUUAUUUUAUGAGAAGAAAGUAGAAAUGUUUGUGCUUUAAAAGCUGUAAAUGUAGGUGAACCAAAAGUUAGAAUAUUAGAGAUAAUAAACCUGAAAGGUCAAAAAUCCAACCACUGUUUUCAGUUUGGUUUCUUGUAAUUUUUUUAAUGUUGCAAUGUUGUAAAUUUGCAAUGUUAAACAUUUAAAUUUUGGGGGGUUCUAAUGUCAAAAUGUAAGACUUUAUAAACUUGGAAACGCAGUAUUUUUUUCCUUGUGCAUUUACAACUUUUUAAACGCUACAAUUUUGAUUUUGUUUCUCGUAAAUGUGAAUUUAAUCUCACAUAGGUGUAUUUUUUCCCUAAAAUUUCAUAUUUUUUCCCCUUUUUAUCUAUAGGUUGGCCCCUAAUAUGCUAUUGUACAUUAUGUUUCAAAUCGUGAUUAAAAAAAAACAAAAGACUUUGACAAUGUCAGGGUAGACAGGGUCCUGUACCCUGACUCCAGGUUGGGAACCACUGCCUUAUAUCUUUUGCUACCCACUGGAAUCACCUGCGUAUAUCCAUCUAUGGCUCACAAAGCGCUAAGCUCUUCAUUACUUGUAGCGUGGGCGGUCAUUCUCUGUCUUCACAGUCUACAAUCAUGUGUCAUUUGUGACGGAAAAUUAAACUGUUCAGUUCAUCGUUCAGCAGAAUAUAAGCACACCACCGUCAGCUCACACAGACCGAUCCGCUUCAGACACAGAAGCCUGACUGUCACUCAUUCUCUGGGUGGACGAGCCGUCCCUCCACCACACAUCCAACAUAUUUUCAAGUGUCUAAAGUCGAAUGGACAGUUUAAGAAAAGUCACACCGAAGCAGGUAGUCUACAGCUGUCAGAAAACAGGAUACAGAGAUCUAUAGGUAGCAAAGCUGGAUUUCUCAAAUUCAUGCACAAACAGAAACUGGAUUACAAAAAAAACCCAGCCGAAACCAGAAUAUGCAAGGCCAUGUCAACCCAGUCAGUGUCUUUCUGUUCCUCCAAAGUUGAAGUUUUUAAGCCCCAUCAGUCACUGACUCCAGUUACAACCUCCCAUGGAUCUAUGAACGGCUUCACAAGACUAUUUCACACAUUCAGUGGAAGUCCCUCAGGCCUGUAAACAAGCUUUGAUGUGUGGCAUUAAAGGAGUUCCCCUAUAAUCAUCUUGACUUUCACAGAAUUCACUACCCUUGACAGCACACUUCUUUUGCUCUACUUUUUCUGUACAAUUUAUGGUUGAAGACAGCCAGACUUGUGGGUAACAAACCAUGUAUUAUUGGUUAAUGAACCAUGGAAGUACAUUUGAAUGACUAGGAUUUAUGUUAAUGGAAUAAUCAGAAGUAAUCAAAUAGCAGUAUGAUUUAAUUUUACAUCAAUAAAACAUUGCAUUAUCAGUAAAACAGAGCAGCAAUUACACCCCAAACUCACCCCAAUCAUUGUUGGGACGUUCUACAUUUCCGCAAUGAUUCUAAUUGUGUAUUUUCCCUUUUUUACUCUUUUUUUGUUUUUUAUUCUUUCAUUUGCUAAUGAUGUGUUUAAUUGUAUGUAAUCUUACACUGAAAAUGUGCUUUAAAACCAUAAAUCCUGCCUUAAAACCACAAAGCCAGAUAAAAUACUCAUACUCUUGAUGCCUCUAUACAUUUUUUUGUGACAUUCAAAAUAUGUACUGUUUAGAAUUAAUUCAGAGUAUUUGAUCAAAAGCAUGCCAUGAUUAGUAAUGAAAUUAAUCUAAUUAGUGUUAAGUUUGAGAGAAUUACUCCAAAAUGUGAUUUGAUUAGCCAUAUGCGGAUUCUAACAUUGUAAUGUUUUUUCUGUUACUUUUUUAUUAUGUGCCAUUCAUGUGCUGUUUCGGGGGGCUGAAAUAAAAUAGAUUUAAGAC
Messenger RNA from Cheilinus undulatus (humphead wrasse), 6777 nucleotides. It is a transcript of the gene pald1a, whose product is annotated as phosphatase domain containing paladin 1a. Lineage: Eukaryota; Metazoa; Chordata; Actinopteri; Labriformes; Labridae. The record is from RefSeq and is a predicted model, not a curated record. The transcript has 20 exons. Bases 381 to 2993 code for a protein of 870 amino acids.